UAUUUUUGUCUAUUCAGUUGAGAUACAUAACUUUUAUACGAAUGUCAUAUAGAAUAUAAGAGCAUUUUUCCGCAAGAGUAUAUUCAAAUCUUAGAGUAUAGAAGGGGGAAAUCUGAAAAGUUUUAACAUCAAAGUGACUUGGAUCUUCGAUUUAACGUUGAGGAGUGCCGAGCAAACGUUAUUUACGAGUUCCAUAUACGGUUAUUCACAAGAAAAUCGCGCUCGUUCAACAUGACCGAUAAAAAGUACGUGUUACGUCUGCCCAAGAAUUCCUUGAACUUAUCCGAGAUUUCUGAGGAAUAUUUUUCGCCGGUAUGCGAGGUCCCCGCAGCGAAUGAAUGUCUAUCUUCGCCGACCGAAUAUUUCUCGCCGAUUUGUGCGACUCCGCCAACAACGACGAAAAAAUUCUUGUACGAAACGCUUAACGAUAAUAUGUUUGAAACACCUAAAAAGAUAUUUGAGGAAAACGAGAACAACGAUUCGCCCAAUACGACAUUCGUCUCGGAAGUGAAUUUAUUAAUCCGACCGAAGUCGAAUUAUAAUAAUAACGUAAGUCCCGCAAUCGAAAAGAUCAUGCGGAUGAUGAAGAUAUCGGCUUCGUCGACACCUGAGAAAUCGCCGACACCAACCAGACGCGUUUCUUCGCCGAAUUAUUUCGGCAAAGCUAACGAAGAUCCUGCGAUCUACAUUGUUAAAAACGCUUGGAUGCGAGCUUUUCCAGCCCGAAAGCGCACGCUGUCAUUUCCCGAGUGGGUAGUCCCACUGAAGACGACGCUGACGAGAGAGAUUGAACCACCGGUGCCUCAGAUGGUGCAGGCACUUUCGAGAUAUCAAGAAUUUGUCGAUUCAAAUGAUGAAAAAAUCGUAGACUCGCCGCGUUACAAGGAAGUUAUCUACGUGUCCGAGGUGCACUUUUUGUUGAUGGCGUCCAAUAGGAAUCGCCGGAUGAGAUGGGCGGCUUUGCGCAGAUCGCGAAACGCUUCGCGAGACAGCGGUAUUAGCGAGGAAUCCGAUCAUUUUAUGGAAUCCGAUCGAGAAUAACUGGAUGGUGAAAGCUAUUAGAGAGAAUCGUUAAAUUCGCAAUUGGCAAUUGUUCGAUAACGUUAUCUUUUAAUUUCACUUUUAUUUUAUUUUUAUUUUUUUUUCUUGAAUUAAA
Nylanderia fulva is the source of this 1156-nucleotide messenger RNA. RefSeq lists its product as uncharacterized. The record is from RefSeq and is a predicted model, not a curated record. Lineage: Eukaryota; Metazoa; Arthropoda; Insecta; Hymenoptera; Formicidae.